Messenger RNA from Fusarium tjaetaba, 348 nucleotides. RefSeq lists its product as uncharacterized. The transcript is spliced from 4 exons. The record is from RefSeq and is a predicted model, not a curated record. Lineage: Eukaryota; Fungi; Ascomycota; Sordariomycetes; Hypocreales; Nectriaceae. The coding region runs from base 1 to 348 and encodes 115 amino acids.
AUGCAGUUCCUCAGCAUCGCCUCUCUCCUUGCUCUCGCGACUCUUGCUUCAGCAAAGCUUCACAGCCAAGCUGUCUGCGUCACCAACCGCCACUACGACCCCAUCGGAGGAACGGCAUGGAGCCCCAGCUACAACUGGAGAGUGAACUAUGAAAUUCUUCCCGACGCUACCAACUGCGCCUGCGCCUACUAUCGAAACCGCAACACUGGUAACAACCAGUGGGACAAGUGCCCUGAUUGUAAAUUUGAUGGUCUUGUCUGUGGGUCUAACGGCUGGCAUAUUGGCGGUGACGAGUUCACCUACUAUUGUGAGAAGAAGUGUGGAGCUCAAGGCGCAGAGGCGAACUAG